Molecule: messenger RNA, 1364 nt
Organism: Carassius auratus (goldfish)
Lineage: Eukaryota; Metazoa; Chordata; Actinopteri; Cypriniformes; Cyprinidae
Product: E3 ubiquitin-protein ligase znrf2-like
Exons: 5
Coding region: 242-772 (176 amino acids)
Biological process (GO): proteasome-mediated ubiquitin-dependent protein catabolic process; protein K48-linked ubiquitination
Cellular component (GO): cytoplasm; intracellular membrane-bounded organelle; membrane
Molecular function (GO): ubiquitin protein ligase activity
Source: RefSeq, a predicted model, not a curated record
AGCAGCAGAGGUAACUCAUGCGGUCUUUGGCGUUUGUUUAGUUUGUUUGCGGUGUGCUCGACUCACAUCAGCUGUCGGAAGUGUGCAUAGUUGUUUGGAUGUUCGCUUUUUUUGCGUGUUUAGUGAACAUUUAGCAUUUACCGGUCUUUAAUUUUUUUUUUUAUAUAUAUAGACUAUAUAUUUUGGGCAUCUGUCCAUUUUGAGGUUCCUAGGUUUUUUAAAUAGUAAUAUUAUAUACAGGAUGGGUCCGAAGCAGAGCAGUCCGUCGGUGGGGGUUCGGAUCCGAUCUUACUCCGGUUCCGAUCUGUAUAACUCUGACGGGCGAGCCGCGGUUCUGCGCUAUUACGCGGGCGGUUCGACGGGACAGAUCGGUGAACGGGUCCAGAGACCCGGUCCGUUCAUCCAGAGCGCCGUCAUCCCGACCGGCGGCCGCAGAGAGGAGCCAGACGGGCAGAGGACGCUCCUGAUCGGGUCACUUCCUGCGCACCUCAGCCCUCACCUGCUGGGCGCUGGAUUUGACUGUCCCGCCUGCUCAAAGUUUGUCUGUUCAGAUGAAAUCGAAGAUCAUUUGAUCAUGUGUUUCUCCAAACCCAGACUCAAUUAUAACGAUGAUGUUUUGUCCCGGGACUCUGGCGAGUGUUCGAUAUGUCUGGAUGGCAUGGUUCAGGGGGACACCAUCGCUCGACUGCCCUGUCUCUGUGUCUACCACAAAGGGUGUAUUGAUGAAUGGUUUGAGGUCAACAGGUCUUGUCCAGAACAUCCCACAGAUUAACAUUAAAACAGAUAUUUCCAGUAAAGAAGACCAGCAGAGAAGGGCUCAGCUAAUGUUUUUCUCCAGUAUCUUACUCGCUUUGACACUAGAUGAUAAAUCUGUCAUCAUCAGAGACUUAUAUGGACUAAAACCUGCAGUGCCAAAUCUAAAUGAAAUCAUGCAUAUACUUUGCACAGUUCUGUUAACAAACCCGAAGACUCACGGAGCUCAGAUAGAGGACUGAAGUAUCACUGCUUCAUUGGUUAGGGGGUAACAUAUCAGUAGUUUCCAUAACCACAACAUGACUUUCUGUUGAACUGUUUUUAACCACAGUUUGUGUAGAGUUGUGUAGCGCAGACAUGAAUGUAGCGGACGAUGACCGACAGAAUGUGAGUAAAGGAGGAACAUGAAGGACCUAAUCAAAGGUAUUUUCUGUACACUUCGAUUUUUGAAAUUAUAUUUAAAAUAGAUGAACCAGUUGUGAAUGAUUGUGAUAAAUGCUGUUGAUUAUUUACCCCAGUGAGCCGCUGUGUAUAUAACAGGUGCUAGUUACAAACUAUAUAUGUAAUUAUAAUUUAUAUAUAAAUAAAUUCAAAGGGCUCUUGAAUGUAAA